Drosophila subobscura is the source of this 1106-nucleotide messenger RNA. It is a transcript of the gene sni, whose product is annotated as C-factor. Bases 273 to 1016 code for a protein of 247 amino acids. The record is from RefSeq and is a predicted model, not a curated record. Lineage: Eukaryota; Metazoa; Arthropoda; Insecta; Diptera; Drosophilidae. The transcript has 3 exons.
GCAUGCCCUGGCCGCCGGCGGCUGUCAAAUGAUUUUUUGUUACGACUAUAAACUCAAGUGCGGAGAGCAGAUAAGCAACCGGGAACGUUGUUCUGGCAAAAUCCAUCGAGCCAGCCCUCCAAGCCGCCUAGAGCCCCAGUAGUCAGCCAGUGCUUGCCGCCAGUGUCACACAUUUUAUUGUGGCCCAUAGCCCUAAUCUCGAGUGUGGACGAUUAGAUUUACGCUGAUCAUUAAAGCCGGAGACCGACAUCGGCGGACAGAAGAAGGACAAGAUGAACUCCAUUUUGAUAACCGGCUGCAACCGUGGCUUGGGUCUGGGCCUGGUCAAGGCCCUCAAUAGCCUGCCGCAGCCGCCGCAGCAUCUCUUCACCACAUGUCGCAGCCGGGCCCAGGCAGUGGAACUGGAAGAUCUGGCCAAGAAGCACUCGAACAUACAUAUCUUGGAGAUCGAUUUGAAAAAUUUCGAUGCCUACGAUAAACUGAUCGCCGAGAUCGAGGUCGUGACCAAGGGUGCCGGACUCAAUGUGCUCUUUAACAACGCUGGUGUGGCGCCCAAGUCGGUGCGCAUUGGCGCCACCAGGCCCCAGGACAUCCUGGAUACCCUGCAAACCAACACCGUGGUGCCCAUCAUGCUGGCCAAGGCCUGUCUGCCUCUCCUUAAGAAGGCGUCCGAGGCCAACGGCAGCGAGCCCAUGGGCGUGAGUCGCGCGGCAAUCAUCAACAUGAGCUCCGUGCUGGGAUCAAUUGGAUCCAACACGAACGGGGGCAUGUAUGGCUACCGAACAUCCAAGUCCGCCCUCAACGCGGCCACCAAGUCGCUGAGCAUCGAUUUGUAUCCGGAGAAGAUCCUCUGCAUCAGCCUGCAUCCCGGCUGGGUGCGCACCGACAUGGGCGGCAGCAGUGCCCCCUUGGACGUGCCCACGAGCACCAACCAAAUAAUCCAGACCCUCAGUCAGCUGAGCGAGCAGCACAACGGUGGCUUUAUCAACUAUGAUGGCUCCGAGCUGCCCUGGUGAUGAUCGCUUGGAGGCGUCAUGUUAUGUAUAUCCCUUGUUGACCCUUUUUGUUGUUAUUACUCGCUGUUAAAUAAAGUUAAGGGGAAGACA